This is a messenger RNA of Penicillium samsonianum, 303 nucleotides long. RefSeq names its product Transferase. The coding region runs from base 1 to 303 and encodes 100 amino acids. The transcript has a single exon. NCBI's taxonomy places the organism in Eukaryota, Fungi, Ascomycota, Eurotiomycetes, Eurotiales, Aspergillaceae. The record is from RefSeq and is a predicted model, not a curated record.
AUGUUAGUCUCCGAAGCGCGGUCGAAACUACAACCAAAGCUACCACUAUCGUACAUCGGCAACGCACUGAUUCUCCACAAAGUAUACACCCCUCUCACGACGAAUGCAUUUUCCAUGACUGAUUCCAAUGAUAAAACUCACACCAAACCCUGUCGUGACCACGAUAUCAAACUCCUCGCAGAGCUCGCAAGUUCAGUCCAUGCUGCUCUAGGUUCUGUUGCCGACGAAACUAUUUGGGAACUCAUCUCAGCCAGCGCUGCGAGUGACGAGUGGGCUGCGAAUCCUCAUGCCAGGGACUUAUAA